Onychostoma macrolepis is the source of this 3274-nucleotide messenger RNA. RefSeq names its product leiomodin 2 (cardiac) a (gene lmod2a). The transcript is spliced from 3 exons. The record is from RefSeq and is a predicted model, not a curated record. NCBI's taxonomy places the organism in Eukaryota, Metazoa, Chordata, Actinopteri, Cypriniformes, Cyprinidae. Gene Ontology annotation, molecular function: tropomyosin binding. Bases 377 to 1870 code for a protein of 497 amino acids. Gene Ontology annotation, cellular component: myofibril; striated muscle thin filament. Gene Ontology annotation, biological process: myofibril assembly; pointed-end actin filament capping; muscle contraction.
CAAAACCAUUGGCAUUGAUGGGGGUUAAACUAUGUUACAUGAGAAUCUUAAUGCAUCUUCAAUCUUGUAACUUACAAAUACAAAUUUGACUAGUUUUAGUGGUAUCCCAAAGGAGCAGUUCCUGUGUCAUUUUGGCCAACAGCUGCUGACAGGUCUCACCGCUACAAAAUGAACUCACAUUCUUCUUGCAAGCUAAUCUUGGUGUCCUUAUAGAGAGACACCAUCAUAUGCAGAUACUCUGUCCUGCACCCUCCUCCACCAGCUUCCUAGAUUAGACUAACAGUGUAUCUAUCACAUGCCCAGAAGCCUGCACUAAUCCCACAUUCAAGUAUCGAGGCAACGUAAAAACCCAUAAAGGAGACAUAGUGUUACAAGUAUGAGCAACUUUGGGUACCACAAACAGCUUGGCAAGUAUGAGGACAUCGAUGAAGAUGAACUUCUGGCCUCCCUGACAAAUGAAGAAAUCCAGGAGCUGGAGAAGGUUAUGGCUGAAAUUGAACCUGAUACGAACAUACCCACUGGGCUAAGGCAAGAGGACCAGACGGCCAACCAGCCAGUGGGAACUUUUAGCCGAGAGGCUCUGCUGAAGUACUGGGAGGAUGAGACUCACAGAUUGCUAGAGGACAGCAUGGAUGAGUGCCAGACAGAUAAGAGCGAAGAGGAAUGUGGCAGUGAAGAGCCUGAGGAUAAUGAAGAGGAGGGAGAGCAACAAAACUGGGGGCUCAGAACAGGGGGUGAUGGGGAGAAAGAAGCUAGGUCAAGUAAUUGGAAUUUUGUGGACUUGUCCCGAUUAGAUUGCAAGAGGAAUGGCAACAGUGGUCAAAAACCUAAACACAUCCAUAAAGGUGCCCUUCAUCAUCACCACGUUACACCAGAGAGGCCAAGUGGUAACCCCACUGAUAUUGUAAAGACCUUGGAAAACAUCUUGCGUAACGACACCUCCUUGAGUGAAGUCAACCUAAACAACAUUGAGAACAUAUCCCAAGAGGUUUUGGUGAGCUUUGCUGAUGCAUUAAUCACCAACACUCAAGUUGAGGUUUUCAGCCUUGCCAACACCCAUGCAGAUGAUCAAGUAGCUUUUGCCUUGGCCAAAAUGCUGAAGAAGAACUGCAGCAUCACCAACCUUAAUGUUGAAUCCAACUUCAUUUCAGGCAAAGGUAUUCUGGCUUUGACUGGGUCACUUCAGUACAACACAACACUAGUGGAGCUCCGAUUCCACAACCAGCGGCACAUCUGUGGAGGCCAAGUGGAGAUGGAAAUGGUGAAACUGCUUAGGGACAACACCACCCUGUUGAAACUGGGAUACCACUUUGACUUACCUGGCCCAAGGAUGAGUGCAACCGGUAUUUUAACCCGCAACCAGGACCGCCAGAGGCAAAUGCGGCUGCAACAAAAGAGAGAACGAGACGAUCUAGAAAGAAGUGAGAAGCAAUCAAAGACAUGGGACACUGUGGACAAUACGCAGUCCCUUCAGUUCCAGAUUUCAACAGAUAAAGAUGCUACACAAGGGAAGAAGCCCUUGGUCUCUUCUCAUUUACCAAAGCAACCUCACAGUCAACCAAAAGUUGUGAACAAUAUUCCAACUAGAAAAAUCGCUGAAAUGGUCAAGCAACAAGAAGAAACAGCAAUAGAAAAUUUUGAGACUAAUGCAAAUAAAGGACACAAACUCACAAGGGACAAACAUACCAAGAACAUUUUUCAAACUGAAAAACCAGUACCUUUGAGAAGAGAAGAUGAAAGAAAGUGUCUGGGAGGCACCCAGGGGUCAACGCGUGAUGAUCUAUUGGCAUCUAUUCGUAGAAGCAGCAUUGGUACACUAAGAAGGGCAAGACAUUUAGAAUUUGUCCAAGACAAAGUAGGUCACCAAUAAUCAUCAUUCCUGACAUAUAAAACAGCUCAUAUAAAACUGAAACUGUAAAACAAAUAACAGAAAUGAAAACAUUUGUUCUCUUAACUGGCAUUGAAUCUGAAUUAUUUAUACACAAGUGUUUCUCGUAACUUUUCCACCAACUUUGAUCAAUGAGUAGUUUCAACAACUGCUUUGUAACUUACAUAAAAUGAGAAAGAUCAAAUCAAAGAAGAAAAUAGUUCUUUUAAUAGUACUUUUAAAGCCGAUUGCCAUAUUUCAGAUUCCAAAGUAUCCGUCAUGCAACUAGUUGAGAGGCUGAUCCUGUUUGAUCCAGAAAUUUUAGUCAUCAAAGAUGCACAGGUAUGCAAGCAGUAUUUACAUAAGUAGGGUACUAAAAAGAAAAGCACCAUAUCUCAGGUUUGUAAAUAGUACCAUUUAUUUAAGUAUAGAAUUUAGUGUUUUCAUUCCACAUUCCAACCCUCUUGUAACAUUUGAUGUCAAUUAUACAAUUUUUUCAGCACUAUCCUUUCAGGACAAGGACAGCAAAUUCAGUUCAGACAGACAAUACUGUUAAACCAGCAUUAAUUGUACAUAAAGGUUUGUUGUUGUUUUUUUCCAUUGCCUUAAAUGUAGUUGUCAGUCUAGCAUUGACCUGUAAAAGCGUGUAACAAAUGGAAGUUUAAAUUGUUUAUUUUUUGUGUGUGUGUGUUUUUUGUGAAGUGCUUUUUUUCUGUUGUUUUUUUUUUUUCUUGAUAUGACUGAAAUUCUAUAUUUGUGAAUUGAUGGUUUUUCACAUUCAGGAGCAAGCUGUACUCACGACUUUGCCAGUUUGAAUCUACCGUAUAUUAUUUUCUUGUUAAUAAAGUGAAACCAAAAACUCAGAACUGUCUACUCUUUGACGUGCAAUGUAGUGUGACACUGAUCGUGAUUACCACAGAAAUCAUAUUUAACGUGUUCAGCCAAUGUGUUCUCAUCCUGUAAUGAAUUUCUUUUUGUUAUUCGUGCAAAAAUAUAUAUAGCCUCAAUAUAUCAGCCUGGUGUACAUUUACAAGGGAAACAAUACAGGGGACAUACAUAUUCUGAUAGGAGAACCUCUUACCAAAUCUAAGAAUGCUAAACUAGGAUUUGAAUAAGAAAAUCGAAGGUACAGAAAAGUAGGGUAUGAAAAUAGUGUUAUCUAAAUCAUUAAUCAACAAUUAAUAAGGACAUUGAGCGUCCUGUCCAUCUCCCUUUCCCCACUCACAGGGGAACAAAAACAUUCAGGUCAACACAUCAUGAAUCCUGGCAUAAAACUUCACAUGGUUAUUCCAGGAGAUUAUUUUACAGAGGAUAAAUGACAAUACUUUACAGAUUACAUGAGGUAUUGCACAGAUUAUUAAAAAAAAAAAAAAAAAAAAAAAAAAAAAAGCAAAAAGGCAACAAAAA